AUGCUUGCUGCUCGCUCUACUGCUCUCCGAACGGCCCGACGAGCCUUCUCGACGACGCCCAUCGCUCGCAAGCACAUCCUCAACGCGACACCGGAGGACUUCGAGACCCAUGCGAUCAAGGGAAACCGGACAACGGUAGUCGACUUCUACGCCGACUGGUGCGGACCUUGUCGAUUCCUGGGACCGGUGCUCGAGAAGGUUGUCGACGAGGCUUCGGAUGCUGACUUGCUGAAGGUGGACACGGACGAGCACAUCGAGCUCGCGCAGAAGUACAAAAUCACCGCUUUGCCAACUGUCCUCGCCUUCCGGAACGGCCAGGUAGUGGGCAAGAUGGUCGGGGCGACGAACGAAGCGGGCGUCAAGCAGUUCCUCGAGAACGCGAAGAGCGCAUGA
Rhodotorula toruloides NP11 is the source of this 393-nucleotide messenger RNA. Its product is annotated as thioredoxin. The coding region runs from base 1 to 393 and encodes 130 amino acids. Gene Ontology annotation, cellular component: cytoplasm. Lineage: Eukaryota; Fungi; Basidiomycota; Microbotryomycetes; Sporidiobolales; Sporidiobolaceae. The transcript has 4 exons. Gene Ontology annotation, molecular function: protein-disulfide reductase activity. The record is from RefSeq and is a predicted model, not a curated record.